This is a messenger RNA of Glycine soja, 924 nucleotides long. Its product is annotated as structural maintenance of chromosomes protein 6-like. NCBI's taxonomy places the organism in Eukaryota, Viridiplantae, Streptophyta, Magnoliopsida, Fabales, Fabaceae. The coding region runs from base 85 to 534 and encodes 149 amino acids. The transcript has a single exon. The record is from RefSeq and is a predicted model, not a curated record.
CCUCAAAAUUGCAUAUACAGUUGCUCUCUUGUUUCCACCCUAUCUCACUCUCUCUUUGUGUUUGUUUCCUAAUUGUUCCCAGCUAUGUUGGAUUCUGUGUUGGAGUUCAUCACUCAAGCUGCUUCCAGCUCAACAUUCAUUUUCUGCUUCUGCAAUUUGAUCAUAGUCAUUAUCCUAGUGGACUUGAAGCCUAGCCUCAGCAUUCAUCAAGAAAGUGAAAUCCCUCCUUCCAAAGGUGACGAGAAUGAGAAACAAAGAGCAAAAUACUCUAAUUCUCUUGUGGAAAAAGAGACAGCAUCAUUGCCACAAGCAGUGGAAGUGUCACAUGAUCAGGAAGCAGAAACAGUUGAGAGCAUUGGAAUUGAAGGCAAUGAUUAUUGCAACAACGAAGAUGAGGAAAAAGUGGAAGAGGAGGAUGACGACGAAGACAACAACGAUGAGGAUGAGCUGAAGAGAAGAGUGGAAGAGUUUAUAGAGAAAGUUAACAAAGGGUGGAAGGAAGAACUGUUGAGCACAUGCAUAGGACUCAAAUAAAUGAUAAGGAAAGUUAGGCCUUAACUUUGGGUUAUUAAACUCAGGCUUGAAACAUUUAAGUCUUGUGUUGAAUUUUGUUGUAUUGUAGCAUUCAAGAAAAUAAUAUAGAAAUAGUUGUUUAUAUGUGCAUACAUAAAAUCUCUUUGGUUCGGAAUAGAAAUCAAUUCCUCUUGCUUGUGUUUUGGAUGCAAUUGUUCCAACACGUCAACCAUAGUGCCUUGGUAAAUCAAACCAGAAAAUGAAUGAAAGUUGAGUGAUUGAGUGAGUUUCCCUGAAAGAUAGAAUAGAAGAUAAGAAUUUUCAAUGUAUAGAACUUUAUUCUAAUUGCUCACAUCACAUGGAUAAGGGGAAAAAGUUAUGUGCAUAAAGAGCAUGCUUGGAAGCAGCAUA